GCUGGGACCGUGUCACGAUGUUGCAGUGGUUGUCUUCCGAUAUUCGGCAGGUAAAGUAGGACUGAGUCGCCGCUUCCAUACCAACUUUCGGCCGACAGUGAACGCCUUUUCUGACUCGAUCGCGAACAGCGAGGCGGACUGGGAACUAAAGUCAAGCCCCCUCAAAGUAUGUUGUGAUUAUGAGCACCCCACUGCUCUGUCUUCUUGGAGCCCUACUGUAGCUGCGGGGAAGAUGUCUACGGUAUAAGAAGGCUCGAGUAUCGCCGCUUCAGUGCUUUCCAAAUCAUCGCGCCUCAUUUCAGUAUGUACAACCUUCAGUCGAGCGUAGCACUUCUCCUCCUGUUCGGGCAGAACAUUGCUGCUCAGAACUCUUCUUGGGACCAUUCGUUAUACACAAGUAGCCCUGGUGUCUUCCCUAGUCCAAACACAACUGGUAUCGGUUGGGAAGAUGCUCUGCAGAAAGCAAAGCAAUUGGUUUCUCAACUGACCCUUGAGGAAAAGGUUGGCUUGCUUACGGGAGAGCCCAAGGGUCCCUGCAUUGGUAACAUUGCACCUAUUCGCCGAGUCGGGUUCAAUGGCUUGUGUCUACAAGACGGCCCGCUUUCAAUUAGACAAGCAACCUAUGCCUCUGUCUUCCCGGCAGGUCUCGCUGCUGCUUCGUCUUGGGACCGUGACUUAAUCCGCCAGAGAGGCGAGUAUCUUGGAGCCGAAUUUAGGGAUAAAGGUGCACAUGUUGCCUUGGCACCGGUGGCUGGACCUCUUGGAAGAUCUGCCGAUGCGGGUCGAGGAUGGGAGGGCUUCUCGCCCGAUCCAUACCUCACUGGUAUUGCUAUGAAGGAGACUAUCGAAGCUCUCCAGGGAGCCGGUGUCCAGGCUUGCGCAAAGCAUUGGAUCGGCAAUGAGCAAGAAACUCAAAGAAAUCCCACCGUAUCACCCAACAAUAGGACUAUCGAAGCUGUCUCUGCGAAUAUCGACGACAGAACUAUGCAUGAGCUUUACAUGUGGCCUUUCGCUGAUGCGGUCAAAGCUGGCGUUGCAUCAAUGAUGUGCUCGUACAACAGGUUGAAUGGCUCCUACGCUUGCCAAAAUAGCAAGGCUCUCAACGGUCUUUUGAAGGAAGAGCUCGGCUUUCAGGGCUAUGUCAUGUCUGAUUGGGGAGCCACACAUGCAGGGGUGGCUAAUAUCGAGGCCGGAAUGGAUCAAGACAUGCCAGGUUCCAUCACGUUCUUCCAAGCCGGACCAUCGUACUACGGCCAAAAUCUGACCAACGCUGUCAACAACGGAACUGUUCCAAUGUCGAGGAUUGAUGAUGCUGCUCACAGAAUCAUGACUCCCUAUUUCUUCCUCGGACAGGACCAAGACUAUCCUUUGAUUGAUCCCGCCAGUGGCUCCGUCAAUAUUCUUGGUGUUCAGCCCUAUCUCGAUACCUUCCAGUUUGGAGAAGCGAACAUCGAUGUCCGCGCCGACCACGCAGAUUUGAUCAGAAAACUUGGCUCAGCAGGUACCAUCCUCUUGAAGAACACAAACAACGCUCUACCUCUUAACAAGCCAAGAAACAUCGCUGUAUUUGGUAACGACGCUGGCGAUCCGGAGAACGGUCUGUAUUCACUGUCUCUUACUGGCAAUGGUGACUUCGAGCAAGGACAUCUAUCGGUUGGAGGAGGAAGUGGAACGGGUCGUCUCACUUACCUGUCGACUCCUCUUGACGCCCUGAAGGCUCGCACUAAAGAGGACGGCACUCUUCUUCAAUGGAACCUGAACAACACACUCUUGACAGACCCUACGCCAAAUGCUGCUUUCGGCGCAAUUUUCCCUUAUCCUGAUACCUGCAUCGUCAUGCUCAAGACCUGGGCUUCCGAAGGCAACGAUAAGGUCAGCCUUCUACCAGACUGGAACGGUACAGCUGUCGUUGAAGCCGUUGCUGCGUACUGUAACAACACCAUCGUUGUGACGCACACAUCAGGCCCUAUCGUCAUGCCUUGGGCUGAUCAUCCUAAUGUCACUGCUAUUCUCGCAGCUCACUUCGCUGGAGAGCAGUCUGGUAACAGCUUAGUUGAUGUCCUCUAUGGUGACUACAACCCUAGCGGAAAGCUCCCUUACACCAUAGCCUAUAAUGAGUCCGAUUAUGCUUUCGCUCGCAUUACCAACUCUACUGAGUUGAGAUUGACCGAAGACCCCAACGCUUGGCAAGCAGACUUUGAAGAAGGUCUUCUGAUUGACUACCGUCACUACGAUUACUACAACUUGUCUGUGCAGUAUGAGUUCGGUUACGGUCUCUCGUACACCAACUUCAGUAUGUCCGACGUCAAGGUUCAUCGUCUUGCUGCCCAGAACCUGACAGCCCGUCCUGCCGAUGCCGGCACCAUUCCUGGUGGCAACCCGCUGCUUUACGAUACUCUUUACGAGAUCACCGUCAAGGUCAAGAACACUGGCUCAAUCGCCGGCGACGCCAUUCCUCAACUUUACCUUUCUCAGCCUGUUGAUGCUUUGUUCGGACGUACCCCUGUCCAGGUACUCAGAGGCUUUGAGAAGGUGCUUCUUGGUGCCGGACAAACCAAGACCGUCACUUUCGCUCUUCAGAGAAGAGACUUGAGUUUCUGGGAUGCUGUGCAGCAGCAGUGGAUUAUUCCUGCUGGACAGUUUGGCGUCAGAGCUGGAUUUAGCAGUAGAGAUAUUCAGGUCACUUCUGGCUUCACGGCUUUGUGA
This is a messenger RNA of Aureobasidium subglaciale EXF-2481, 2706 nucleotides long. RefSeq names its product glycoside hydrolase family 3 protein. Gene Ontology annotation, molecular function: beta-glucosidase activity. The record is from RefSeq and is a predicted model, not a curated record. Bases 304 to 2706 code for a protein of 800 amino acids. The transcript is spliced from 6 exons. NCBI's taxonomy places the organism in Eukaryota, Fungi, Ascomycota, Dothideomycetes, Dothideales, Saccotheciaceae. Gene Ontology annotation, biological process: glucan catabolic process.